Messenger RNA from Puntigrus tetrazona (Sumatra barb), 3559 nucleotides. RefSeq names its product leucine zipper putative tumor suppressor 2 homolog. Gene Ontology annotation, biological process: negative regulation of canonical Wnt signaling pathway. The coding region runs from base 157 to 1941 and encodes 594 amino acids. The record is from RefSeq and is a predicted model, not a curated record. The transcript has 5 exons. NCBI's taxonomy places the organism in Eukaryota, Metazoa, Chordata, Actinopteri, Cypriniformes, Cyprinidae.
GCCUCGGUCAGUAGAUGGUUAGCGCGCGACGGGGGAGGGGCGUAGGAGCAGAGCUUCGGUCCGUCACAGCUGAGGGAGCGCAGAAAGUCCGCGAUAUUAAACCUGGACAGUAAUAAACCCCACGGCAUGGUGUUCUGAGUCGGCGUGUCGGCGGUCAUGGCGCUGGUCCAGUCUCUCCCCGUGUCCAUUGACCAUCCUGGACCAGGCCUGGACCCGCGCCUCCAUCCCGCCUCGCCUCCUCUGAUGGGAGCGAUGGGUGCCGUCAGCAGCGUGAUGCAGAGCCACGUCACUUAUCCCGACCGGGCAAACAUAGAGGUCAGCACCAACUUCCGUAAGGGCACGCCGGGCUCUGGACGCCUGCUGGCCGAAACCUCGCAGGGAAGCCGGACUCCGUCCAGCAAGAGGAGGGCCAUGGCCGGACGAGCCAAAGGCUUCGGGACUCGCUCGUAUUCACACGAGGACUUGAUAAGAGACUGGAACGACAAUCACUUGGAGCUGGCUUCCACUGGAGGAGACGGACCUCCCAAACUGGUUCCAGUGUCUGGACAAUUAGAAAGAAACGUUCAGCAGGCCAUAAUCAGACCCACUGCCUUCAAACCCGUGGUCCCUCGGAGCCGGAACGGGCUUCAGUACCUGUCCCCGCGGCUCGGAGCCGGCCUGUCGGGCAGCCAGGGAAACCUCAGCACGUUUUCUCCAGAAGACGAAGACGAGGUGUCCGUGACGACGGAGCGGCGCAGCUCUUACAGCGGAGCUCGAAACGCUUUGUUCAGUCAGUCCUUCACCCUGACGGACACGGCCCGGCACUCCCUGACCAACCUCCAGAGCGAGGCCGGAAAACACCACGGACACUCCAACUCCGACAGCGGCCGCUCCUCGUCCAGCAAGAGCUCGGGGUCCCUGAGCGGCCGGGGCCCGCUGCUGACCGACCCGCUGACCCCGCCGCCCGUCCAGGCCUACGAGACCAUCGUCAGAGACCUGGAGGACAAGCUGAGGGACAGAGACCUGGAGCUGCAGCGGCUCCGAGACAACCUGGACGAGAACGAAGCGGCCAUCUGUCAGGUGUACGAGGAGCGUCAGAAGCGCACCGAGCUGGAGAUAGAGGAGUUCAGGCAGACCUGCGCCGCUAAGAUGCAGAAGGCGUCUCACAAGGCUCAGCGCGAGCAGCAGCUCCUGCAGCUCCAGGUGUUUCAGCUGCAGCAGGAGAAGAAGAAGCAGCAGGAGGACAUGAACCAGCUCCUGCAGGAGCGUCAGAGGCUGGAGGAGCGCUGCGCCUCCUUCGAGAGAGAACACACUCAGCUCGGGCCCAGGCUGGAGGAGACCAAGUGGGAGGUGUGCCAGAAGUCUGGGGAGAUUUCUCUGCUGAAGCAGCAGCUGAAGGACCUGCAGGCCGAUCUGGCGCAGCGCGUCGGAGAGCUGGUGACGUUACGAGGACAGCUGCGAGAGGUUCGAGGCGAGCUGCAGACGAGUCAGAUUCAGCUGCAGGAGGCGCUCGCGGGCUCUCGCACGCGGACGCUGGAGCUGGAGGUCUGCGAGAACGAACUGCAGCGCCGCAAGAGCGAGAACGAGCUGCUCCGGGACAAAAUGAGCCGUCUGGAAGAAGAGUCGUCUCACCUGCGGCUGAGCGCCGGCGACGCCGACGAACUCCAAGCCUCCAAGGAGCAGGCGGAGCGGCUGAGGGCGGAGCUGGCGUACGAGCGCCAGAGCUCGUCCAAUCGGGCGGCGGCGUUCGAGAGCGAGAGGAAGAGCUGGGAGGAGGAGAAGGACAAAGUGAUUCGCUAUCAGAAACAGCUGCAGCAGAACUACGUGCAGAUGUACAAAAGAAACCGAGAUCUGGAGCGAUCGCUCCGACAGCUCAGCCUCGAGCUGGAGUCACGAGAACAGGACGACGACAGCAGCGGGAACGAAGUCACCUUCGACGACGUCGCCGCCACCGAGAUCUGAAACACGCCCUGCUUAAAGAUGGCGUUGGAGCUUUAAUCGCAUCCAAAAUUCACCUUUUUGUCCAUGCAUCAUGUGUGCGUGUACUGUGUAUAUAUAUAUAUAUAUAUAAAUAACACAUUUCUGUGAUAUAUAAAGAUAGUUAACAUAUAACGCUUUCUCUUAAAUGUCACUCUGGAGCACAAGGGUGGGUUUUUUGAUGAAUGAGCUGAACUAUACACAGUACACGCAUAUGUUCUUGUUUUGGAUGUGGUUUGACAGCAUCGUUGUGUUUUUGACACACGGCAGUGGAGUGAGGGAGAAAGUCAAGUUUCAAACCCCGUGUAAUGCACUGAACGCCGCAAACAAUACAGUCAUGUUACAGUGCGAGGGGAUCUACGUGAGUCACGUGACCCAGUAAUCUUCAUCAAAUCAGUCAUUUUGGGCACACCGUUCGCAAACUCACAGAAGUGCACUUUUGUGUCAUUAGCUACGUUUUCAUCCGGCGUCGCUAAUUAAUCUUGGAAUAUCGCAUAAAAAUUUUUGGUGCAAAUAAAUCGUUUGGGACACAAUCAUGCGAGUUCCACCAAAUCACUCAGACUUCAGCUCAUGUGGGUGUUUGGUGCCAUGCAAAAAAAAAACCAUUCAAUUAAUGUUGUGGAAAUAAAGUCAUAGCACUGUAAGAUUUAAGCCAAAAUACUUUGAGAAUAAAGACAAAAAAACCCUGAACUAAUAGCAAUACAAGAAAGAAGGAGCGGAAGUACAAGAUUACAUAUUUUGCGAGUCAAAAAUUAUGAGAAAAGUUGAGAAUAAAGACAUAAAAGUAAGAGGUUAAAUAUUUUGAGAAUAAAGUCUGUAGCAUUGCUAGUUAUUUUUGAAAUAAAUUACCUGGAAAAAAAGUCACAGUAUCUGAACAAUUAGAGUGUUGUAAUAUUUUGAAAAUACGGUAAAAAUUUCUAGAGAAAAAAAAAACCUAGCGAGAAACAACACCGGCAACUUCUUCUAUGCAAGAAAUGUAUAUUUGAGUAAAAUGCCAUUCUAGACUUAAUACUUGAGACGAGGUGUGACGAGUCAAAGUCAGGUUUUUCUUGCACGUUCAAGACCGGAUGGUUUCAGGCGUAGUUUAAUGAGAACGUGUUUUCAUGCACACUUCAGGGUUCACGUGCACUUCAGCGUUUUUAUGCGAUAUCCCAAAACGAGCAGCACUGAGAUAAGAGCCCUGGACUCCAGGAGCACGGUUCUGUUCUUCAGUAGACGAAUGCAUUUAAUGCGAGUAUUUAAUGAACAACAAAGCUACACAUGCAUCCAUAUUGCUGUUAAAUAAUAAUCUAUAAAUGAGCAGCAAGUGAUUCUGAACACAGCACUAUUAAAAACUCUCAAGUGGGGAAUAUUAACUCUUCUUUCAUAAAAGCUAUUGACUGUUAUAUUUGUACCAAAAGAAACCCAUUACGGCAUAAUCCUGAAUAAUAUGCGUUCAUAUAGAAGCCACUGUGAAUAGACCAAAGCGUUGCUUGUAUCUCGUGGGUGAUUGUGGCGGUGUUGUCAUUUUUUUAAUUAACAGUAUUUGUAUGAAGCCAAUACAUUGUAUAUUUUUCGUGCUGUAUAUUUAAUGUUUGUAAUUAAACACCUGCAAUGAUUCACA